UCGCCUCCGGGUUCCCGGCAACGUUGAUUGAGCAACGGACAAAAGUGAGCAAUCUUUGGCCAGUCUUCGCCUUCGGGUUCCCAGCAACGUUCUUCGAGCAACGGACAAUGGUAAAUUACCAAAGAUGAAAUGGAUUUGGGCAGACCCUCCUCUGGCUGUCACUCGGGUAAAGCCCUACAUGUGCACUAUGCCACUGAGAAUGGAUGAGGGGUGGAAUCAAAUCCAGUUUAACCUGGCUGAUUUCACCAAGAGAGCAUAUGGUACUAAUUAUGUGGAGACACUGCGAGUUCAGGUCCAUGCAAACUGUCGCCUGAGAAGGAUUUACUUCUCUGACCGCCUCUACUCUGAAGAGGAACUCCCUCCAGAGUUCAAAUUGUACCUUCCAAUGCAGAAAUCAUGAAAAAAUGGGAGUUUGGAGUUGUAGCCUGGAGAAAUUGAUGUGAUUUUAUAUGCGUACUACAUAUAGUUCUACUAGUUGACUUUAUUCUAAACUUUGUAUCUAUGUUGUGCUAGAUUAAUAUUGCUCGUUCAAGUAACAUUAAGUUGUGUAGGGUGUUCUGAUGCUUGUCUCUAAUAUUGGAAGUUGACUUUGAUGAUGA
Messenger RNA from Glycine soja, 599 nucleotides. RefSeq names its product cilia- and flagella-associated protein 20-like. Lineage: Eukaryota; Viridiplantae; Streptophyta; Magnoliopsida; Fabales; Fabaceae. The record is from RefSeq and is a predicted model, not a curated record. The coding region runs from base 125 to 400 and encodes 91 amino acids. The transcript is spliced from 3 exons.